Messenger RNA from Elaeis guineensis (African oil palm), 1110 nucleotides. RefSeq lists its product as uncharacterized. The record is from RefSeq and is a predicted model, not a curated record. NCBI's taxonomy places the organism in Eukaryota, Viridiplantae, Streptophyta, Magnoliopsida, Arecales, Arecaceae.
UUACUUUUUCUUUGCCAAAAUUUGUUUAUUCACGGUAGUUCUGCAUUGUUGUUUUUCAUGAGAUAUGCCACUUAUGAAUCUGCACCAUAUAUUGUUUCAAAGUUUUCGAACUGCCUUUUUACUUACAGUGCGAUGUUGAGUUUCCAUUUCAGCUCUUUUUUGGUUGGGAAGUUCAACUUUUAAUAUCAUUGCUGCAAAAACUUUUUUCCUUGUCUGGUUGUAUAUUUUCCUUAGAAAUAGAUUCCGUGGUUUCUACUAAAUAAAAAAUAAGACUGCCUCUAUCAUCAAAUUGAUGAUAGCAAACAUGCUAUAUUGGCUUAUUGAUCUUCUAUUUUCCCUAUGUAUAUGCUGAUGACUAUCUCACUCAAACUGCUCUCCAACCACACAAACUACUCGUCGCCUGAGUUGUUGCAAAAUUGCUCUCAUGGCUUUCGUCUUCCAUCUUCGAUCAAGGUGGCUCGGGAAGGCAAGGAACGGAGGCGGCAGUGGGCACAAAGAAAGGCUCAACCAAAAUCAAGCAAGGAGCACACUGCAGAAAUUAAAGAGAUGGAGCAACAGCAGGAGGCACCCUAUAUACCAGGAAUGCUUCCAAGCAAUAUUGUUGAAGCUCUUGCAGCCCGCGAGAAGCAAACCUUCUCAUCAGACUCAGAGGAAGAGAUCAUAAAUCAUAAACCUACCACAAGAAAGAAAAAGCAGAAGUCCUCUGGGCCUGAAACAGUUAUUUUAAAAGACAUCCCUCCUGCCCAAUGCUUGGAGAAUUCCAUGGGGUUUCUUAAGAGGAGAAAGAUGCAGGUCUCCAGAUCAACUUCCAUUCUGAAAAAUGCGAAUCAGGCACUGCGCCUCCUUUCCUCACAAGGCAGCUUAUUUAGCAAGAGUUGAAUGUGUACCAUCUCUUGGGCCGUGGCUCCUUCCUGGAAAUCCCUGAAAGUUCUAAUUUGCAAGCACCAUCACUAUAUAGUUCACUUGCUAUGGGUUUUUGGAAUAUGUAUCUAAAGCUUGAUUGCCACAGGGCGUUGAGAGUUAGCAUUGUAGCAUGUCUUGUGUGGUUAAUUUAUGAACGCCAUGAAAUUUUGAAAUCUAAACAAGGGUAUUUAGCUGCUGUGAGCCUUU